AUGGUGAGGCUAGAACUUCUGUUACUCAAGGAGGACUUCAUCUUUGUGGGAAAAUCCGAAACCUGGCUGGACAGGUCACAUGACUUGGAUGCAAAUAUUCAAGGGUGCAUCAUCUCCACAUCUCCUUCCCCUCAGAUUGGCUCCCGCUCUGAUGUCAGAGCCGAAGAGAUCACUCUGCCGCUGCACCAUGCUCGUUCUCAUCAAGAUAAAGAUCUUCCAAAUUAUCUGCCUGGCACACCUCAGCAUGUAGAUCAGAAUGAGCAGCUGGAUUCUCCACCACCAUGGAAAGCAACACCUAAUACAAAGAUUCCAGAGCCCAGGUUCCUGGUACCACCUGGUCUAGAGCACCUGAGCAAGGUACAACAGAUCAUUAUUCAUCAACAAGUGGAGUUGCUGGGAGUAUUCCUUGGCACCGAAAAGAGCAACAAGUAUGAAAUAAAGGACAUCUUUGGACAAAGAAUUUACUUUGCAAAAGAAGAAAACAUCUACCUUAACAAAAACUUAUGUGGCCCAGUGCGGCCUUUCAAAAUGCACGUUUCUAAUAAUGCUGGCCAGGAAGUAAUCACAGUUAUUAGACCCCUGAGAUGCAUUACUUGCUGCUUUCCCUGCUAUUUGCAAGAGCUGGAAGUACAAGCUCCUCCAGGUACAACGGUUGGCUUCAUUGUCCAGAAGUGGGAUCCACUCCUGCCAAAGUUCACAAUUCAGAAUGAAAGCAAAGAAGAUGUGCUGAUGAUCAUUGGUCCAUAUUUAACAUUCAGCUGCUUAGGCGAUGUGAAUUUUGAGGUGAAAACAUUAAACGAAAAGUCAGUGAUUGGCAAGAUUUCCAAGUACUGGUCAGGAUUUGUAAAUGACGUUUUUACCAAUGCUGAUAACUUUGGGAUAGAAUUUCCUGUUGAUCUGGAUGUAAAACUGAAAUCUGCUUUGAUUGGCACCUGCUUCCUAAUAGAUUUGAUGUACUUUGAGCAAUCUUCUGACGGAAUCUAA
Molecule: messenger RNA, 984 nt
Organism: Nanorana parkeri
Lineage: Eukaryota; Metazoa; Chordata; Amphibia; Anura; Dicroglossidae
Product: phospholipid scramblase family member 5-like
Exons: 8
Coding region: 1-984 (327 amino acids)
Biological process (GO): plasma membrane phospholipid scrambling
Cellular component (GO): plasma membrane
Molecular function (GO): phospholipid scramblase activity
Source: RefSeq, a predicted model, not a curated record